CUUUAUCAUCAGUCUGUCAGUCAACUCAACGCAAGUAAAGCAUACGAUAAUGCGAAAUUAAUUUUAAGAGAUUUAACACUUUACAAAAACAAAUUACCGAUAUUCGAGGAAAUCAUCACACUGUGUUUUACAAACAGGCAGGAUGUUCUCCAAAGCCUACAAACUAAAAUCGAACAGCACUCUAAAAAAUUCCGAAAAGAAACAUCUUGCUCUACGAAUACAGGAUGAGUUCUCUAAUCUCUCUGAGGAAAAAGUCAAAGAGUUGGUGACAGUAAAGUCGAGUGCGAUUUGCGUGAAGUUGGCUCUUCAUUCGGGGGACAUGGUAGCAGUGUAUACAGUAGACGGAGUGCCGGUGCUGAUUGAGACGGCAGAGCAGCUCGUGCCGACCGUGUGUGCUCUGUGGAAGGUGCCAGACAUGGUGCCUACCAUAACCGUCCAUUCGCCGGUGGUGCCAAAGGUACUUGGUGGUGCCUCAGUGUACUUGCCUGGAGUGACAAUACCAGCAGGUGGGGUUGGCUUUCCUCAGUUUGGUAAAGGUGCCAUAGUAGCUGCAAACACGACAGACAACGCUGCAGCAGCCAUCGUGGGCCGAGCUGUCAUGUCAAGUGGAGAUAUGCUGCUGAGAGCUGCAGGCACGUGUUUAGAAGCUAUUCAAGUGCUUGGAGACCAUCUGUGCAGAGACCACAAGAUGGGCAAGAUUGAGAGGCCCAAGCUUGGUCUGCCUUCAUAUGGAAACAGAGAACCUGCCAUUGAUCUUGCUGCAGAUAUAAACCAGCUGAGCAUGAAAGAAGAAUGGCCAAGCCUGGGCAAAAGAGCCCCAGAACCUGCCCCAGCUCCUGUGGCUAACGAGCCCAAAGUUAUUUUGGAGACACCGCGGCCCGAAACCCCAGUGGAAGACGAUGCCGACGAAACUAUAGUCACAGAGUCGCCCGUGGAAGAGGACGGUGCCCCCGCAGACAUGGACGCGCUGCUGCGCUGGAGCCUGCUGUGCUUCCUCAAGCUGGACGGCAAGACUGUGGAGUUGCCGCUCAAAACCAACCUGCUAUACAAAAACUACCUGAUGCCGCUGUGUCCGCCGGACCGCCCGCUGGACGUCAAGAAGUCGAGUUACAAGAAAAUGAGCAAAUUCAUGGAGGCUAUGCAAGAGGAAGGCCUGGUGGAAGUCCGCGAGAUCGACCGAGGCGUGUCCGCGCUGGCCGGCGUCCGCCUCGCGCACCCGCGCCUGCGCGCCUUCCGAGCGCCGGCGACACUGCGCAUGCGCGCGUGUCCGCUGUCUCGCGACUAUGUGCCGCCGGCCGUCACUGACCUACACUGCGUCACCGCGGCGGUGGCGCCGCUGUUGUCCGACCACAAAAAAGGCACUCCGCUUUCGUCAGCAACAGUACGCAAUGAGUUAACAGAAUACGUCAAGUCCAGACAACUGAACUCCACGCAAAACAAGGGGGCAGUGAUGCUGGACGCUACACUCGCUAAAAUACUCGGUAAACAAGAACAGGAGUGCGUGAAAUGGGACGCUCUAAUGUCAGGCGUGUUGGGUCGCAUGACCGCCGCCACCGAGAUGCAGUUUGCGGACGGCACUGUCAAAUUAGUCAAAACCAAACUGGAACCCAUCACUAUGACCACAGUUACUAGGAGCGGGAAUAAAAAGGUGACGCUGGUGUCGAACCUGGAGCAGUUCGGGUUCGAGCUGCGCGCGCUGGCGGCCGCGAGCCAGGCGCGCGCGGCGGCCGCGUGCGGCGUCACGCGCGCGCGCCAGCUCAUGCUGCAGGGGGACCAGACCCACUUUGUGGCGAAACUGCUGUGCGAGACAUAUGGACUCCCCAAGAAGUUUGUGGAGGGAGCCGAUAAGGCCCUUAAUAAGAAAAAGUAAUGUUAAUCCUAAGAACUGAAAUCUAAUUUCAAACCAUGUGAUAAGACUGUGUGAUCUAAAAUAAAACUCUUACUAUGUUUA
Molecule: messenger RNA, 1951 nt
Organism: Plodia interpunctella (Indianmeal moth)
Lineage: Eukaryota; Metazoa; Arthropoda; Insecta; Lepidoptera; Pyralidae
Gene: eIF2D
Product: eukaryotic translation initiation factor 2D
Exons: 12
Coding region: 143-1870 (575 amino acids)
Biological process (GO): translational initiation; formation of translation preinitiation complex
Molecular function (GO): translation initiation factor activity; RNA binding
Source: RefSeq, a predicted model, not a curated record